CUGGACUGUAGACGAUUACUAGAAGUUGUUGCUUCGUGUCUCUGCUUGGAGAAGACAUUGUAGGCAGCUGGUAUGGUGUGAAGGGGAAGACAUUGUGUGAAGGAUAAUUCAAGGGCACAAUCAUGGAGGAAAUGGACUUUGAGCAGCGCCGGGAGCUUAGGAGGCAGAAGCGGGAGGAGAUGCGCCUGGAGGCCGAAAGGUUGGCAAAGAAUGAUGAUGACGAAGAAGAGGCGGCUCGUGAGAGAAGGCGCAGGGCACGCCAGGAGAGGCUGAAGACCAGGGACGGCGAUGAGCCCAGUGGACAGCCAGACAGUCUGGUCAUGACCAAUAGCCACAGUGUGACAGAGACACUGUCUGUGAGCAGCUCUUGUGGAGGUGGUGGAGAUGACGAGGACCAAGCCCUGCUGGACCGCAUGGCCAAACGCGAGGAGAGACGGCAGAGGCGCAUGAAAGAGGCGCUGGAGAGACAGAGGCAGGGGGACCCCGCUGAGACAGAGGACAACGGCAGCGUCCCCAUGGAGAAAAACAAUGAUGAGGAGGAGAGGCCCUCAUCCUGUCGUAGGGGUCGUUACCGUGAUAACGAUGAGGAGGAAGAGGAGAAGACGUUCACGUACAGCUCCAGGAGAGAGGAGAAGCAGCGAGAGGAACCAAGAGAGGAAGAGGAGGCUGCUCCUGGGGGCGGACAGGAAGCAGAUGAGGGUGUGGAUGAAGAGGAGGAGCAGGAAGUGGAAGUGGUGGAGGACAAACCGAGAAGGUCUUACCUGAGGGAACAGGAAUCAGCUGAAGAGCCUAAAGCUCAAAACAAGGUGAAUGAGAGGGGCAGGGCCAGGGAGGAGAGGGAGGAGCAAAGGAAGCAGAACGGAGGGCUGCACGAGGACGAGGCUCCCAAACAACACAGGAAACCCGAGAGGACCCUGAGUCGCGGAAGUGUACGCUCCACUGAGGUGUCCGUGGUGGACGACGAGCAAGACGACGACGCUCGCCUGGAAGCCGAGCGCAAGCUGGAGGAGCUGAAGCGUCGCCGCGAUGAUGCAGAGAGUGAGGAGUUCGAGAGGAUGAGGCAGAAGCAGCAGGAGGCCGAAGUUGAGCUUGAGGAGCUGAAGAAGAAGAGGGAGGACAGAAGGAAAGUGCUGGACGAGGAGGAGAAGCAGAAGAAGCAAGAGGAGGAAGACAGGAAAAACCGAGAGGAGGACGAGAAAAGGAAGAUGAAGGAGGAGAUUGAACGGAGGAGAGCAGAGGCAGCCGAGAAGAGACAGAAGGUGGAGGACAUUGUGGACGGCGAGGAUAAACCCUUUAAGUGUGUCAGCCCCCGAGGCUCCUCCCUGAAGAUCGGAGAGAGAGCAGAGUUCCUGAACAAGUCGGCACAGAAAAGCACAGUGAAGGCAGCUCAUUCUCCUGUGGUGUCCAAGAUAGACAACAGGCUGGAGCAGUACACCUCAGCUGCUCAGAGAGAGAACAAGGAGUCUCGAUCCCCUCGCUCCGGAGCGACGGAUCUGCCCAUGGUCACUGACAGCAUACGAAACAUCAAGAGCAUGUGGGAGAGAGGCAGCGUGUUCAGCUCACCCGGGGGCAGCGGGAACACGUUCAAGGAAGCAGCUGUGAUGAAGACAGGCGUGGCGGGCCGCAUCAACGACUGGCUGAAUAAAACCCCUGAGAGCGGCAAAACAUCAGGAGGAAGGCCAGCGGACCUGAAGCCUGUUGAUGUCACCAACAAGAGGAGUCUAUGGGAAAAUAAAGGUGCCUCUCCAACCAAGGUGGCAGGCAGAGGGGAGACCAAAUCAGUCGCCAACGGGAUGGGGCACUAAUGUCUUGAAGAAGCCACUAACUCUGGGGACCACGACAAUCCAAGACGCUUCCUUUGACUUUGUCUUAAGAACCAAAUAAUGACCACACGCCCAAGAGGGGACCCCAAGAGAACGGAGGGACAGGAGAGAUGCUGUCUGAGCACUGUACUGAAACAACAUCUUAUUUUUGUACGGUUGCCACAAAUAGUGCCUUUGCACAAUGAUUUUUUUUUGCUUUCUAAAAGAAACAAAAUGCUGUGAAAUUUGGACAUUUGUAAUUACUGUUACUAAUUACUUUAUACAAUCCAGCCAGGAAGAAGGAAAACUAAUUAAAUUUAGAUUUAUCUUGUUUGUACUCCACGCCAACAGUUUUGAUAAGAGACAGAAUAGAUGAGAUAAACCUUUCCACAUUCAGAAGAGAUGGGUGAAAUCAGUUCUCUCCCUCAUACAGAUCCUUUUCCAUCUCUCUUUUUUUUAUUUAUAUUUAAAGCAAAAGCUUCACACAUUGCUAUUUUAUUCAACGUUCACCAGUUCAGGAUAGAAAUAUAAGCACUUAUAGAAUUUAGCUGAUUUCACUUUUUAUUUUGUCUUACCAAUAGUGCAGCAAUGGUCUGAGUAAUAUAUGUUAGCACAUGUGAUGUUUUGAAUAUGACCUAUCAUACUGUAUCGUAUAUAACAUCUUUAUACUCAAAAACAAAAGGUAUUGUUUGCUUUUUUUUGUAUCCAGAAACUAUUCACCAACGGGCAAUUCACUUUGGAGGUGAUAGGAGUGUUGAAUAUUCAGAAGGCCAUUAUGACUUUUAUUAUCCUUUAUGUCAUUUUAUUUAUGUUUUACUGUGUUUUGUUCUUUUCUAUUUCUAGCUGUUUUUGUAGCUUUUGUACCUGUUUGAUCACUUUAAAAAUCUUCAGACAUUCCUCUCUUGAAAAGCAGGUGCUCCAGGUGCCGUCGCUGCUUGAAAGGUUUUAUAAUGUGGGAAAUCGGCAAACCACUUUUUUUUUUGCCUCAAGUCUGUGCACAUUUCUAUGCGCAGCAAUCAUUUUCUAAUUGAGGGCAUGCAAGGUAAAAUUAUGGUGCCUAAGCAUUUAGCAAGACACAAGUACAGUACAAGGAUAUUUACCACUAUGUAACUCUUCUGGCCUUAUGAUUGCAGUGACAGCUGAGGUACAGUACAUAAAAGCCUCCAAGCAACUCAGUACGAAACUAAGACUGGAUUUCAUGUUUAUUUUUCACUGACGUGGUCUUACAGCAGCGUGUUCCCUUUCAAUUGUUGUGGGGCAGAAGCUUUGACAAGCGUAUGAAUGGUUUGCCCGGGCAUUAAAUUGAUCUAUGUUACUGCUCAAAAGUCUGACAAUCACAUUCCAUGGCUCCUAAAAAGAGCAGGGGAGCUUGACCAAAAUAUUUUAAAGCGUGAUUUAAUGUGACAUUUAUGUUUGUUUUUUUUAGUACAGUGGUUUCAUAAUGCCGUAUUGUUUUUUUUCUACAACCUUGUGUCCAUUUUAUGUUUUUUAUUCUUUUAUUUCCAUGGUUAUCCAGACACUUUGUUUUUUGUGUAGCGCUAAGCCUAUGCAAAACACACUAUCUGUAGUCUCUCUGAACACUCCCAAUGUCAUACAAGUGGGCAGUUUCCAACUGGAUGGAUGUUUUAAACAUUGUACCCUUUUACUCAACAACAGCAAUAAAGACUUGAGGUAUUCCA
Molecule: messenger RNA, 3481 nt
Organism: Limanda limanda (common dab)
Lineage: Eukaryota; Metazoa; Chordata; Actinopteri; Pleuronectiformes; Pleuronectidae
Gene: cald1a
Product: caldesmon 1a
Exons: 15
Coding region: 123-1805 (560 amino acids)
Biological process (GO): actin filament bundle assembly; muscle contraction; angiogenesis
Cellular component (GO): actin cytoskeleton
Molecular function (GO): actin binding; myosin binding; calmodulin binding
Source: RefSeq, a predicted model, not a curated record